UCAUGGAACCUCAUACUCCCAUAUCAUUUAGAUUUAACGACCUUCCGACUGAGCUCGCCCUCAUCAUCUUCAAGCAUGCGGCACAACCACCUUUUGCUCAACAUGCCCCCUACACCCGAGAUCCGUACUCAUCUGCCCUUUCACUAUGCCAGGUCUCCAAAAUUGUCAGGCGCGCUGUGCUGCCUGAACUUCUGCACACAGUGUUAUUGUCAACAGCUCGCCAACUACUCGCUUUCAUAUGGGCUCUGCGUAUGCAGAAAAAAUACAUCGAUCAACAACAUGAUCUAGCUUUUGAUUACGCAUCUUGCGUGGACAUGAUGUCGAUCGGAGACUUUCGGGGGCCUUUGCAAAGCCCACCUAUUCCCUACUUUCCCCUUCCUAUGCCCGAGCUUGAAUGCGAGCUCGAUAUCAGUCUGCUCGCUCUAGUCAUUCUCGGUGCAUCGUCCCUCGCAAUCAACUUUAAUAAUCUAAAUCUUCUUUCAAAAUGCCUCAAACAUGCGUGUAACUCCGACGUCGACUUAAAUGUCGACCACAAAAAUUCUUUGCUUCCUUGGCGCACGAGAAGUUUGACGUUAUUGGGUAUGUUCUUUCGUUCAUGGUGGCCCUUCGUGGAGUCUGUCCAUGGAUAUGCUUUCCUCGCUUCCAUCCAACACCUCACCGUACUCGAUUCUGCAUCCUUCCAAGAAUGCCUGCCCUUCCAGUGCAACUGUGUUAGCGAAAUUGAAAUUGAAGGUUCUGUAUCCUAUCUCCAUCCUUUGUGCAUCGUGCGUGCUCCUUUCAAAGGACUGCAAACAUUCUCAUAUAUGGGUGAAGUUGGUCACGUUCCCUACUUCCGUGCUACCGGAGCCUUGUACACCAGAGGAAACAGAGUGGUUUAUUAAGAAUGGAGCGAUGUUUACUUCAUUCGUUCGAUUUCAACGGGUUGUAUUACGUUACAUAAUUUGAACAUAGUUGAAACUUUUAUGACGAUAGUACUUGCUCCGCAGUUAUUCCUUGUCUUGUCAGCAACAUGAAGUAUGAUCACGGUGAAAUUGACGGUCCA
Messenger RNA from Suillus discolor, 1042 nucleotides. RefSeq lists its product as uncharacterized. The annotation marks the transcript as partial. NCBI's taxonomy places the organism in Eukaryota, Fungi, Basidiomycota, Agaricomycetes, Boletales, Suillaceae. The record is from RefSeq and is a predicted model, not a curated record. The transcript has 4 exons.